AAUCCCAAGUUACUGAAGGAGGUGAGAAUUUCAGUGUUGGUCAAAGACAACUAUUUUGUUUAGCGAGAGCAUUUUUACGAAAAGCUAGGAUUCUAGUUAUGGACGAAGCUACGGCAUCUAUUGAUAUGCAAACAGAUGCCAUCUUACAAGAAGUUGUUUCCACAGCAUUUGGGGAUAAAACAGUUCUCACAAUAGCUCAUCGUGUCUCCACCAUCCUCAACUCUGACUCAAUCCUGGUACUUAGUGAUGGUAAAGUUGCUGAAUACGACACACCACAGAAUCUACUCAGGAAAGAAAGCAGUAUGUUUUCAUCACUUGUCAAAGGCUCCGAAGGUUGAUGUAGUCUUUAUUACAAAUAUCAAUACUAAGUAAUUACAUUUCAAUUUUAUCUCAUUAUAAAUGAAUGAACAUGUAAUUGAAUAAAACAUUAUUGUAUAAUUUUUUUCUUUACAUAAAUUUCCUUCGGUUGAAAUUUUAAAUAG
This is a messenger RNA of Saccoglossus kowalevskii, 482 nucleotides long. Its product is annotated as ATP-binding cassette sub-family C member 9-like. Gene Ontology annotation, molecular function: ATP binding; sulfonylurea receptor activity; ABC-type transporter activity. Gene Ontology annotation, cellular component: membrane. Lineage: Eukaryota; Metazoa; Hemichordata; Enteropneusta; Harrimaniidae. Gene Ontology annotation, biological process: potassium ion transport; transmembrane transport. The record is from RefSeq and is a predicted model, not a curated record.